Dicrocoelium dendriticum is the source of this 3927-nucleotide messenger RNA. The record is from the annotation of a GenBank genome assembly. Lineage: Eukaryota; Metazoa; Platyhelminthes; Trematoda; Plagiorchiida; Dicrocoeliidae.
AUUUUAAUGGAGCGUCAAGGUCGCGUCGCCAACACUUAUCAGAGGGCUGCACGUCCAUCCACUUCUACAGUAACUGGACGAGGAUCUUCCCGUGAUAGUUCUAGUUAUAAUCUCGUGGUCCGCCGAAGAAAGGCUCUGUUAACUCGCCCGCCUUUGGAUCAUGGCCGUAGUCAUCAAAACAUCAAACCAACAUACCGCGAUGUUUGCGGCGUCCGAAGUUCCCAUCGCAAGCAGCCUGAAUAUUCUAGUGUUUGUCGCACUUCUGAUUCUGUCAGGUAAUUCUCGUGAUCUCUUUUGUGUUGUAUGAAGAUACCAUAUGGUCGGCCAUUUUGCGCUGACGGAGCAGGCGUCGACUUCUCUAAAUCAGACGACUUGACUCAGCGUCGAACCUACCAUGCGGGAUUGACCGUUAUGUUCCCGCCCGUGUUACGAGCGGCAAAAUAUGGUGGCUACUGCUGUUAGUGCAAGGUCGGGUUGCUUCGUACCUGUGACGAACCUAUUGCCUUUUUGUCAGCUACAGUUAGAUGAGUCAGAAACGCCACUUUGACUUAAAUUGUGUGAGCUAGGGCAUCGUUGACAUAACUUCGGACAUUGAACAGUGCCUUCAGUCAACGGCGGUCCCAAGUUCUAUGGGAUUCACCUGCCAUCCCUGCACUCACCCGUCACGUACAACCACAAGAACCGAAGUUUUGACCCCGUGCUGUUGGUCUUUAUAUUCGACAUUUAGGCACUGGUCAGACAUUCCUGAAAGUUGUGCAUACAAAGGAUACGAUUUUGCACACUGCAACUUUAAACUAACCUACUUGUAAGCAGACUCCUUGUAGGAGCCGUGAACGAAAACGUUACUUCUACUGCGGGAUGUGGUCUCACUACCCUAAGGUUCCUCUCGGCUUGGCCCUUAGUCGCCUCCGUACACCUCAUAGUAUCGAGCUGCUUUGUGUAACGUAUGUGGAUUUCUUCGCAACUUCCAAUUGCUCGGCUUACUCUGUGGAACAUGUAUGCAGAUUCGCAGUGCUUCAGUCUGUUCGCAGCAUUUUCCUUUGCUUACUCCGAGAAAGCGCGCUAGCAGAAACACCUUGGUUCCAUUUUUCGUUGCUAUCCCGUUGGUUGAGCCUACAGUACAUGUUCGCUGCUCGCGUCAUCUUUCCCGUUCAGUCGCAUUAGUUACUGCGACAGAUUAGUAUCAGACAUGUGCAUAAUCUCGCUUUCAUCAAAUACUUCAUUUCCUGUUCUGGAAGUGCCAUUUCUGCUGCAUGUUUUUGCUUCUGCUUGUCAUCGUCGAUUAAAAUCACUGGUAUCGCAAACGGCCCAUGUUGGUUUAACGGGUUGAAGUGUUCUCUGGGAGAAGUACGAUUUGAAAUUACUCAAGCGUGUGCCCCUAAUCGGUUUUGGGAUUCCAACACUGUGGCAUCCAUACCACCAGUCGUUUUCGUCUCGGAAAAUUACGAAAUUAUCCUUCAAGCAACACAGCUGUGCAACUUCGGAAACAGCUUAUUGUGAGAGUCACGUCGUACACCACCAUUUGUGCAUCGUCUGUGGUAAACCGUUAGUUCGUUAUCGCGCAUGAAUCGGUGAAUAUCUUUCCAUGGAGAGCUUUACAGCAGUCCUACUGAUGUAACCCCAUAUGAUAACCUGAACAAGCAGUUUUUCGACCUUAAAUGGUAACAUUGGUAUCGCACCUUUCAGUUGAUAACCAUCCUCUUCAUGGAGCUUCCCGUAAGUAUGGUGAGGAAUCUCGUUAUUCCGGCACAUCUGCGGCCUCUGAUCGCUCUAUUCACCAAAACCCACUCGGUCGGAUCGAUCCUGUUCUAGCCGCUGCCGCCGCCGCUGUUCUCAAUGCUGGUUUUGUCAACCCUCCUACAUCCACUGACAUUGUUAACCUAUGCUCCAGAACAAACUCAUCCUCUGCGGCGUCUGCUGUUGCUGCGGUGGCUGCAGCCGCCAUGAAUGCCGCUGCAAUGGCUGCCGCAUUGGGCGUUGGAAAUGGACUAAACCCGGGAAAUCGAAGCAUCACAGAAGCGAAUAAGAUUCUUAAUGCCGCAACUGUUGCCAGCGGCAUUCAGAGGUCCUCGCACGUACCAUGCAACCGAGGUGCCCACUCUCCAGUUUUGACGUCCAGGCGAUGUGAUGUGGACACUGACCGCGCUUUUCACGGUACUGUUGCUCACGAAAAGCGGAAUCGCGAUAUGGCUUCAAUUCACGGACGUUUUCCACAUCAUCUUGAUCACCGAGACCCGGAGGACGAUCCUACAGCUACUAGGACAUUAUUCGUCGGUAAUUUAAUGCCCGACAUUACAGAAGAUGACCUGCGCGUGCUGUUUGAGCGAUAUGGUUUCAUUGAAGACAUAGAUAUUAAGCGCCGUGAUCCGGACUCAGGCGUCAACGCUUACGCGUUCAUACGCUUCGUGAAUCUUGAUAUGGCCCAUCGUGCGAAAGUCGACAUGUCUGGCCGGCUGAUAGGUCAAUUCACUUGCAAAAUCGGAUACGGUAAAGUAGUGCCAACUCGUUGCCUAUGGAUCGGUGGCUUGGGACCGUGGAUAACCUACCCAGCUUUCGCUUCGCUAGUUGGAGAAUUCGGCCCCACGGAAAAAAUCAUAUGGCCUUCAGGGAAAAAUUACGCAAAUAUUUUGUUUCCCAGCGUCGAGAUCGCCGUGGCUGCCGCGGAUGCCUUGCGAGGAUAUCCACUUGGUGGUGACAAUAGAAGAAUCCGUGUCGAUUUCACCGACGAAGCUCAUAUGACUCGGGAUCCACUGAAACGACAGCAUCUCCCCGGGUCAACUUCAAGCAGUACCCAUUUUCCCGCGAAAGAACUAUUCCGUUCUCGGCAGAGUCGUGACAUUGUUGAGAAUCCUAGUGAUACUUCACAUCCCUUAUCGCAUUGUCGGUCACGAAAGCGUGUCUACGGAUCCGAUAGCGAAGAACAUCGUAACCGAACGUCGUCUUCAUUGCAAAAAAGGCCUCACAAUCAGCCGUGCGAUGAUUCGGCACCUAAGCGCAAGACUAGGCAGACAUUAGGGAACGAAGAGGUAGUAUCCUCGUCGAAAGUAUCCAAAUCGUCCAGAAUCCUCUCUUCUAAUUUUCCACACUCAGCAAAAACAAGUCUUACAACUGUGCAAAGCGCUACGAAUAUCGAACAGCUAGCUGCGUGUCUACCGACAGCCUGGAACUGUGCUUUCUUCUUAAAAUCUAGCAGUUUUCCGUGUAAGAUACAUAUACUACAAGGAGAUCGAAGUUUGGUCGAUCAGUUCGCAUCUUAUCGUUCCGAGAAACAUUCCACCCCAAAAAUGCCGAAUCUUGAUGAGCGGAAAGUGACUGAAACGGAUGGUUUUAUAAAUCUCCGCAUUACCCAAAGAAUGAGGCUUGAUCCUGUUAAAUUGGAAGAUGUUAGCCAACGAAUACAUAGCGCCGGAAAUUCCGGAUUUUGUGUUCUGCUUGCUGUGCCCUCUCCUAUCACCAGCCAUUCUCGUUCUUCGAUCUAUGCUGAUUCCAGUGAUAUAACGAAGCAGCCGCAACGUCCUCUUCGCAAUCUGAUUUCUUAUUUACGCACCAAGGAGUCGGCAGGCGUAGUACUGUUAACUCACUCACAAUCUGAUCUAGUCAGUUCUACCUCUGCGCCAGACGCACUGCAAACGGCUGGAGUACUUCAUGCUUUCCCUCCUUGUGAUUUUGCAUUCGAUUUGCUGAAAGAACGAGCUGUGAACCUGCGCAGAGAAUACAACAUGGACGAUCAUCUUGUGAUCUUGUUAAUCCGCAGCACUGGCACACUGUGAGGUGUUACGCCGGCGUCCCUCUGAGUAGACACCACCGUUUCCUUUCAUUUGACAUUUAGCACAUCGCUUCUGCGCUUUUCGAAUGCAUUUUACUGUUGUACUUCCUUGCCAUUUGAUGUAAGCAAUCAAAGAUGAAUUCAUUUGGUGAACUCUUCCG